AUGUCCUCAGCUGGGCCGGGGCGGCGCAGCCGACUCAGCGGAUUCACUUCCCUGCUCCGACGCCGCGGCGGCGGCGGCGGCGGUGCCGGCGGCGGCGGCGGCGGCCACGGCGCCGAAAGCGGCGACGACUCCACUCCGAGAAGCAGCGACAGGUCCUCGGUGUACAGCACUGGCUGCGGCUCCGUGGGCGGCGGAGGGCCCUCGUCGGGGCCUCUCACAGCCCGCUUGCCCGCCGUGUCCACCUUGCACAUCUACAUGGCCGCGGAUGGUGUGAUGGGGAGCUCGCGUCGCAGCAACGGCAGUAGCAGCAGUAGCAGCAGUGCCGCCAAUCCGGGACUAUACCAGCAGCAGCAGCAGCAGCCGCACUCCGCGGGCCCUAUAUCCGCGGCUACUGGUGAGACUGCUGGGGGCGGUCGCGGCAGCGGCGGCGGUGGGAACGGACCGUCCGGGGUCGAUGGCAGCGGCGGAUCCCCCCCGGCUGCAGCAGCAGUAGCUGCUCCAGGCGACAGCGGUCUCCAGGCCCCUGUAGGGGUCGUGGUGGACUUCGGUGGUAACGCCUACAUCGCCGACACUGGACACUGCAGGAUUUUGCGGAUCCGGUUGGACUCUGGAGAGGCUGUUGUGCUGGCAGGUGGGGGGGGCUACGGCCACAAGGACGGUCCGGGCCGCAAAGCCAAGUUCUCGUGUCCCAUGUAUUUGGCUCUGGAUCACAGAGAUGGCAGUCUGGUGGUAUCAGACCAGCACUGCCUUCGGCGAGUGGCCUCCGACGGCUUCGUCACCACCAUAGCCGGCGGCACCACCCCAGGCCAUGCUGAUGGCCCCUCGGGUAGCGCCCGCUUCUACAACCUCCGCGGCGUGGCAGUGGACGGCGACGGUAACAUAUUCGUGGCUGAUUCGUCCAACCACUGCGUACGGCAACUAACCGCCGCUGACAGCAUCGUGUCGACGCUCGUGGGCAGCCCGGGUAAUGCUGGCUUCCGGGACGGCACGGGUACGGAUGCCCGCUUCCGAAACCCAUGUGGAGCAGCCGUCAACCUACAGGACGGCACCCUCGUAGUUGCGGACGCGGGCAACAACAGACUGCGGAAGGUUGACCGGGACCGCCUGACCACUACGAUUGCUGGCAACGGUACGGCAGGGGUUGCCAUCGACGGCGACGGCAACUACUUGCUGUCGGAUCUGGAUAACCGUUGUGUACGACUCGUGUCAGCGGGCGGCAUCAUUACCACCCUGGCAGCCCAGGGCAUCGCUGUGACUCACCGUGGGGAUGUGCUGGUGGUGGAAUGCUCGGCCAACCGGGUCCGAGUCAUCGCUGCCAAGCUGCACUCCCCGCACACCUAUCUCAUCGCCACCAAGUCCACCUUCGUCACGGACAUGAUGGGGCUCCUGUCCCGGGGCGACGGUGCUGAUGUCACCUUUGUGAUCGACGGUGAGGAGCUCCGGGCGCACCGGUGGCUCCUGGCCGCCCGCUGCGAGUGCUUCGGCCGCAUGCUGUCCAGCGACUACGUGGAAGGGCGGACUGCUGUGGUGGAGGUGCGGGACUGCUCCGCGGCCGCAUUCCGAGAGUUCCUCAGGUACCUGUACACCGACCAGUUGGAGUUCAAGGGGGAUGUGGUUCUUGACGUGUUGCUGCUGGGCCGGAAAUACAUGGUGGGCCGAGUUUUUCAGCACUGUUGUAGCCAGGUGCGACGGGGGCUGUGCGGUCAGAACGCCCUGGCGCUGCUGUGCUGGACGGAUGAGCACCGAGUGGAGGAGCUGAGACCCGUGGUGCUCAGAUACGUCCUGCAGCACCUGCGUCACAUUCUGCGCAAGUACCCGUCGAGCUUGUCCCGCUUGGAAGGGCGGCCCGACUUGCUCAUGCAGCUGCUCAUGGCACAGGCGGCUGCGGACGGCGGCUCGCGAGCCGCCGCCGCCGCGGCCGCCGCGGCCGCCGCCGCCGCGGCUCCGCCGCUGGCGGCGCACUCGCCGCCAUGGCGGCAGCGCUGGGAGAUACGGGCGGUGCCAGUGGCAGCACCAGCUGAGCGUGUUACCUGGGUGAAUGCAUCCCAUCUCAUACAUGUCCUAUCCCCCCAUUUCGACUGGCGAUGGGGAACUGGGUUCGCACACUACCAGGAGGCUAUGGAUGCUCAGUCCGUCCUUGUUGAGAUGGAGGCGGCGCGCAAUGCACCCACAACAACGACGGGCUUCAGCUUCGGGACUACCCCAGCAGCAGCCCCGGCAGCGCCACCCGCGUUUGGAAGCGCCUUUGGCGCACCCGCUGCAAAACCACAAACCUUUGGCGCAGCACCCAGCGCACCUGCCUUUGGCUCCCAACCAGCCCCCACGUUUGGAGCUCAAACAGCAGGGGCGUUCUCGUUUCCCACAGCAGCUCCCGCUGCCAGUGCGCCCAGCCUCUUUGGUGGCACCUCCGCACCCGCAUUCGGCGCUCCGUCCUCAUCACCCUCCCUCUUCGGCAUGUCCACCGCACCCGCCGCCUCGGCGCCCUUCGGUGCAGCGGGUACGACAACCGGCGGCCUCUUCGGAGCGACCAACACCGCCAUCAGCGUUUUCGGACAACCCCAACAACAACAACAACAACAACAGCAGCAACAGCAGGCCAACAUGUUUGGUGCAGCCGGCCAGGCCCAGUUGGCGGGUCUCGUUGACCCUAGCGGCCUCACCCAGGACGACGCGGUCCGCGCCCUGACUCGCCUAGCCGCCGCCUACAACCCGGGCUCUCCGGACUUCCGCUUCCAGACGCUGUUCGUGUCGGUGGUGGAGCGCGCGGAGCAGCGAGUGAAGCCGCCCGGCUAUGUGGACGAGAACAGGUGGCGGGCGGCGCUGGCAGCGAUAAAGGGACCCAACAACCCGCAAAAACUGUGGCCAGUGGUGGCCAACGGCUUUGCGGACCUCAACACGAGAUCGCGGAUGCAGGCGGAUGCAGUGGCGCAGAACGAGGGCCGACUUCGGGAGCUGCAGGACCGCGCCGCCGCUCUCUCCCGUCGCGCAACAGGGGAGUUCCGGAGCCGCAUGUCCGAGCUGCAGCGGGAGCACACCGCCCUGAGUCACAAGUUGCUGCACGUGAUGCGGUGCAUGGAUGCGCUGGAGGGCAGACUGGCGCUGUCGGCAGGCUACAACGCCCAACAGUCCCGUCACCAGGUGGCCGAGCUCGGUCGACACAUGACACGACUGGAGGAGGCGCUGGCGCCAGCAGCGGCUGCGGCAGGACUGCAGAGGAGGCUGGAGGUCAAACUGGACGAGCGGUCGCAAGCGCAGCUCUUCACGGUGCUCCGAGACCAUGCGGAGGCUGUACGGCAGCUCCAGGCUGUACUCAAACAGGACGAGCUUGACGUGGAGGUGCUCAAGCGCCUGACCUCGGGGGGUGGUGGAGGUGGCGGAAUGGCUGACGGGGGCAGCGGCGUGGCGGCCAGCGACCUUUCCAGCGGGACGCUUGGCGGCAUGGGGCUGUAA
Messenger RNA from Volvox carteri f. nagariensis, 3450 nucleotides. RefSeq lists its product as uncharacterized. The transcript is spliced from 25 exons. The record is from RefSeq and is a predicted model, not a curated record. Gene Ontology annotation, cellular component: nuclear pore central transport channel; nuclear pore. Gene Ontology annotation, biological process: nuclear pore organization; protein localization to nuclear inner membrane; NLS-bearing protein import into nucleus. Gene Ontology annotation, molecular function: protein binding; structural constituent of nuclear pore. The coding region runs from base 1 to 3450 and encodes 1149 amino acids. NCBI's taxonomy places the organism in Eukaryota, Viridiplantae, Chlorophyta, Chlorophyceae, Chlamydomonadales, Volvocaceae.